GGUGCAGUGCUCUCAUAGAGGGUGGGGUACCCAUAAUUGUAAUCACCAGGAAGAUGCCAGUGUCAUCUGCUCAGAAAUCUCACUGAGACUAGAGAAUGGAAGCAAUAAAUGUGAAGGCCGUGUUGAAAUUUAUAACCAGGGACAGUGGGGAACGGUCUGUGAUGACUCGUGGGAUAUGAACAAUGCUCAGGUGGUGUGCAGCCAGCUUGGAUGUGGCCCGGCCAUUUCAGCCCCAGGAAGAGCCCGCUACGGCCAGGGCUCUGGAAAUAUUCUCCUGGAUGAUGUGCGGUGCAAUGGGAAUGAAUCCUCUUUGGUGCAGUGCUCUCAUAGAGGGUGGGGUACCCAUAAUUGUAAUCACCAGGAAGAUGCCAGUGUCAUCUGCUCAGAAAUCUCACUGAGACUAGAGAAUGGAAGCAAUAAAUGUGAAGGCCGUGUUGAAAUUUAUAACCAGGGACAGUGGGGAACGGUCUGUGAUGACUCGUGGGAUAUGAACAAUGCUCAGGUGGUGUGCAGCCAGCUUGGAUGUGGCCCGGCCAUUUCAGCCCCAGGAAGAGCCCGCUACGGCCAGGGCUCUGGAAAUAUUCUCCUGGAUGAUGUGCGGUGCAAUGGGAAUGAAUCCUCUUUGGUGCAGUGCUCUCAUAGAGGGUGGGGUACCCAUAAUUGUAAUCACCAGGAAGAUGCCAGUGUCAUCUGCUCAGAAAUCUCACUGAGACUAGAGAAUGGAAGCAAUAAAUGUGAAGGCCGUGUUGAAAUUUAUAACCAGGGACAGUGGGGAACGGUCUGUGAUGACUCGUGGGAUAUGAACAAUGCUCAGGUGGUGUGCAGCCAGCUUGGAUGUGGCCCGGCCAUUUCAGCCCCAGGAAGAGCCCGCUACGGCCAGGGCUCUGGAAAUAUUCUCCUGGAUGAUGUGCGGUGCAAUGGGAAUGAAUCCUCUUUGGUGCAGUGCUCUCAUAGAGGGUGGGGUACCCAUAAUUGUAAUCACCAGGAAGAUGCCAGUGUCAUCUGCUCAGAAAUCUCACUGAGACUAGAGAAUGGAAGCAAUAAAUGUGAAGGCCGUGUUGAAAUUUAUAACCAGGGACAGUGGGGAACGGUCUGUGAUGACUCGUGGGAUAUGAACAAUGCUCAGGUGGUGUGCAGCCAGCUUGGAUGUGGCCCGGCCAUUUCAGCCCCAGGAAGAGCCCGCUACGGCCAGGGCUCUGGAAAUAUUCUCCUGGAUGAUGUGCGGUGCAAUGGGAAUGAAUCCUCUUUGGUGCAGUGCUCUCAUAGAGGGUGGGGUACCCAUAAUUGUAAUCACCAGGAAGAUGCCAGUGUCAUCUGCUCAGAAAUCUCACUGAGACUAGAGAAUGGAAGCAAUAAAUGUGAAGGCCGUGUUGAAAUUUAUAACCAGGGACAGUGGGGAACGGUCUGUGAUGACUCGUGGGAUAUGAACAAUGCUCAGGUGGUGUGCAGCCAGCUUGGAUGUGGCCCGGCCAUUUCAGCCCCAGGAAGAGCCCGCUACGGCCAGGGCUCUGGAAAUAUUCUCCUGGAUGAUGUGCGGUGCAAUGGGAAUGAAUCCUCUUUGGUGCAGUGCUCUCAUAGAGGGUGGGGUACCCAUAAUUGUAAUCACCAGGAAGAUGCCAGUGUCAUCUGCUCAGAAAUCUCACUGAGACUAGAGAAUGGAAGCAAUAAAUGUGAAGGCCGUGUUGAAAUUUAUAACCAGGGACAGUGGGGAACGGUCUGUGAUGACUCGUGGGAUAUGAACAAUGCUCAGGUGGUGUGCAGCCAGCUUGGAUGUGGCCCGGCCAUUUCAGCCCCAGGAAGAGCCCGCUACGGCCAGGGCUCUGGAAAUAUUCUCCUGGAUGAUGUGCGGUGCAAUGGGAAUGAAUCCUCUUUGGUGCAGUGCUCUCAUAGAGGGUGGGGUACCCAUAAUUGUAAUCACCAGGAAGAUGCCAGUGUCAUCUGCUCAGAAAUCUCACUGAGACUAGAGAAUGGAAGCAAUAAAUGUGAAGGCCGUGUUGAAAUUUAUAACCAGGGACAGUGGGGAACGGUCUGUGAUGACUCGUGGGAUAUGAACAAUGCUCAGGUGGUGUGCAGCCAGCUUGGAUGUGGCCCGGCCAUUUCAGCCCCAGGAAGAGCCCGCUACGGCCAGGGCUCUGGAAAUAUUCUCCUGGAUGAUGUGCGGUGCAAUGGGAAUGAAUCCUCUUUGGUGCAGUGCUCUCAUAGAGGGUGGGGUACCCAUAAUUGUAAUCACCAGGAAGAUGCCAGUGUCAUCUGCUCAGAAAUCUCACUGAGACUAGAGAAUGGAAGCAAUAAAUGUGAAGGCCGUGUUGAAAUUUAUAACCAGGGACAGUGGGGAACGGUCUGUGAUGACUCGUGGGAUAUGAACAAUGCUCAGGUGGUGUGCAGCCAGCUUGGAUGUGGCCCGGCCAUUUCAGCCCCAGGAAGAGCCCGCUACGGCCAGGGCUCUGGAAAUAUUCUCCUGGAUGAUGUGCGGUGCAAUGGGAAUGAAUCCUCUUUGGUGCAGUGCUCUCAUAGAGGGUGGGGUACCCAUAAUUGUAAUCACCAGGAAGAUGCCAGUGUCAUCUGCUCAGAAAUCUCACUGAGACUAGAGAAUGGAAGCAAUAAAUGUGAAGGCCGUGUUGAAAUUUAUAACCAGGGACAGUGGGGAACGGUCUGUGAUGACUCGUGGGAUAUGAACAAUGCUCAGGUGGUGUGCAGCCAGCUUGGAUGUGGCCCGGCCAUUUCAGCCCCAGGAAGAGCCCGCUACGGCCAGGGCUCUGGAAAUAUUCUCCUGGAUGAUGUGCGGUGCAAUGGGAAUGAAUCCUCUUUGGUGCAGUGCUCUCAUAGAGGGUGGGGUACCCAUAAUUGUAAUCACCAGGAAGAUGCCAGUGUCAUCUGCUCAGAAAUCUCACUGAGACUAGAGAAUGGAAGCAAUAAAUGUGAAGGCCGUGUUGAAAUUUAUAACCAGGGACAGUGGGGAACGGUCUGUGAUGACUCGUGGGAUAUGAACAAUGCUCAGGUGGUGUGCAGCCAGCUUGGAUGUGGCCCGGCCAUUUCAGCCCCAGGAAGAGCCCGCUACGGCCAGGGCUCUGGAAAUAUUCUCCUGGAUGAUGUGCGGUGCAAUGGGAAUGAAUCCUCUUUGGUGCAGUGCUCUCAUAGAGGGUGGGGUACCCAUAAUUGUAAUCACCAGGAAGAUGCCAGUGUCAUCUGCUCAGAAAUCUCACUGAGACUAGAGAAUGGAAGCAAUAAAUGUGAAGGCCGUGUUGAAAUUUAUAACCAGGGACAGUGGGGAACGGUCUGUGAUGACUCGUGGGAUAUGAACAAUGCUCAGGUGGUGUGCAGCCAGCUUGGAUGUGGCCCGGCCAUUUCAGCCCCAGGAAGAGCCCGCUACGGCCAGGGCUCUGGAAAUAUUCUCCUGGAUGAUGUGCGGUGCAAUGGGAAUGAAUCCUCUUUGGUGCAGUGCUCUCAUAGAGGGUGGGGUACCCAUAAUUGUAAUCACCAGGAAGAUGCCAGUGUCAUCUGCUCAGAAAUCUCACUGAGACUAGAGAAUGGAAGCAAUAAAUGUGAAGGCCGUGUUGAAAUUUAUAACCAGGGACAGUGGGGAACGGUCUGUGAUGACUCGUGGGAUAUGAACAAUGCUCAGGUGGUGUGCAGCCAGCUUGGAUGUGGCCCGGCCAUUUCAGCCCCAGGAAGAGCCCGCUACGGCCAGGGCUCUGGAAAUAUUCUCCUGGAUGAUGUGCGGUGCAAUGGGAAUGAAUCCUCUUUGGUGCAGUGCUCUCAUAGAGGGUGGGGUACCCAUAAUUGUAAUCACCAGGAAGAUGCCAGUGUCAUCUGCUCAGAAAUCUCACUGAGACUAGAGAAUGGAAGCAAUAAAUGUGAAGGCCGUGUUGAAAUUUAUAACCAGGGACAGUGGGGAACGGUCUGUGAUGACUCGUGGGAUAUGAACAAUGCUCAGGUGGUGUGCAGCCAGCUUGGAUGUGGCCCGGCCAUUUCAGCCCCAGGAAGAGCCCGCUACGGCCAGGGCUCUGGAAAUAUUCUCCUGGAUGAUGUGCGGUGCAAUGGGAAUGAAUCCUCUUUGGUGCAGUGCUCUCAUAGAGGGUGGGGUACCCAUAAUUGUAAUCACCAGGAAGAUGCCAGUGUCAUCUGCUCAGAAAUCUCACUGAGACUAGAGAAUGGAAGCAAUAAAUGUGAAGGCCGUGUUGAAAUUUAUUACCAGGGACAGUGGGGAACAGUCUGUGAUGACUCUUGGGAUAUGAACAAUGCUGAGGUGGUGUGCAGGCAGCUUGGAUGUGGCCCUGCCAUUUCAGCCCCAAGAAGCGCCCGCUAUGGUCAAGGAUCAGGAAAUAUUCUCCUGGAUGAUGUGCGGUGCAAUGGGAAUGAAUCCUAUUUGAUGCAGUGCUUUCACCUUGGACGAGGCACCCAUAACUGUGUCCACUGGGAAGAUGCCAGCGUCAUCUGUUCAGAAUCUACUGGAACUGGUCAUUAUAAUCCAGAGUAACAUCAUUAACUUGAUUGAUAACAUGAAUUUUGCUGAAGAUUUUGAAGAUCACCGAAGGAUCACUGAUGCUACAUGACUUGCUUAAUUGAUUAUUAAGUGAAUAUUAUUCAGAGUUUCAUUAUUACAGAGUAAAUCCUAAAUUCUUCAUUCCCAGGGGGACUUGUGCCUGAGUAAAGACUUCAAGUUUUAUGCAGAAGCUUAUGUGGUUUUCCCUUCUUCCUUGUUUUACUUUAGAAAGGGCAGUGUUUGUUUUUAGAUCUGAAUUAUAGGGCCUUAAUCUUCACUCAUUGACCUAGUGUAGAUUAGGAAUGACACCAGUGAAAUCAAUCACAAAUCAAGUCUAGGGAAUUCAUGUCUCCUUUUCAAGGACCCCUGGGAUUUGAGGUACUGAUUACUAAUUUGUUCUUUGCUCAUUUAUGUGCUACUUCUACUGCUAAAUGGUUUAUCUUUAAAACUUGAUUUUUUUUGAUAAAACAUUGAUCACUCCUACAGAACAAAUGACUAGGUAAUAAAUCUCUCCACCCUCCCAUGCCAGUACAAAACUUUCAGGAAUUUAAGAUUUUAAUCCAAAUCAAGAUUUCACACCUGGCCUCUACAUCUAAACAAAGCUCUCAUAGUUUUCUUUAGGUAAAGAUUAUAUCUAGGUUCAUAUUAAGAUAUAAUAAUCUGUAGUCCUACCACAUUGAUUAUUCCAAUGUCAGAAAGAAAUAAAGGAUGCUUAAAUGGUGUAAUAUGUGCUGAAGCUCACUCUCCUACACCACUUGCAUUUACUGGUUAUGGUAUAAGGCCUGGUAUACUGCCUCUUGUUCGAAUGCUGGGUUUUUGGUUGUAGAUGUAUUGGUCUACAUGGUCUUGGUCUUGUUUGAAUGGUAACUCUUAAAGAGUUCAACACAAUUUAGCAAAUAAGAUUUUAUGUAACUCACCUAAGACUAUAUACUGAGAUCACAAGGAUUCAUUGAAUGCAGGAAAAGCCUCUUUAUUAAAAGUACACCAUUGUUCAGGUAAAUAUUAGAGGAGAAAAAGAGCAGGAACUUACCUCAUGCCAAUAUAAACAAGCUAUAUUGAUAGAAAAUCUUACUUCAUCAGGUUUGUUCAGUAACC
Alligator mississippiensis (American alligator) is the source of this 5578-nucleotide messenger RNA. Its product is annotated as deleted in malignant brain tumors 1 protein-like. Gene Ontology annotation, cellular component: membrane. The transcript is spliced from 17 exons. Bases 176 to 4477 code for a protein of 1433 amino acids. The record is from RefSeq and is a predicted model, not a curated record. NCBI's taxonomy places the organism in Eukaryota, Metazoa, Chordata, Crocodylia, Alligatoridae.